This is a messenger RNA of Hemiscyllium ocellatum (epaulette shark), 3059 nucleotides long. RefSeq names its product electron transfer flavoprotein dehydrogenase (gene etfdh). The record is from RefSeq and is a predicted model, not a curated record. Gene Ontology annotation, biological process: electron transport chain. The transcript has 13 exons. Lineage: Eukaryota; Metazoa; Chordata; Chondrichthyes; Orectolobiformes; Hemiscylliidae. Gene Ontology annotation, molecular function: iron-sulfur cluster binding; electron-transferring-flavoprotein dehydrogenase activity. Bases 325 to 2184 code for a protein of 619 amino acids. Gene Ontology annotation, cellular component: mitochondrial inner membrane.
GCGACGACACCCCUUUCAAACUUCAACAGCCAAGUGCGUGACGAAAAGUUGGCUCUGUUUUCUCACUACACAUGCUGCCGUCCUCAGACACUCUGCUUUUCGUUCAGAUUUCCAGUUCUUUUAUGCCUAUUUCCUACAGGGCCGUAUGCCAUUCAGCGCAGGCGCAAGAGGCGGGUAUUGCGAGUCUUCAAUCAGUUAGCCUAGAGGAGGCGGAGUGAAGCUUUAAUCUGAAACGGGAGCAGUAACCUGAGCUCUAGGGUUUUACAUUGCAGCCUCAAAGAGGCUGUGUCAUAUUGUUUUGAGUGUAUAACAGGUAGCUCCGGAAUGUGGUCGGCGGGUAACCGGUUUACAGCACGAGUGCACAGAUGUUUACAUUAUUUGAAAAAAGUACAGAAGGAACCUCUUCAAUCCUCAGUUUGUACUAAAAGAUGUGUUGCCGCCUCUUCAUCUCGCAUCACUACUCACUACACAAUCCAUCCUCGAGAUAAAGAUUCACGAUGGGAAGGGGUCAGCAUGGAGCGAUUUGCAGAUGAAGCUGAUGUAGUGAUAGUAGGUGCAGGACCUGCUGGUCUAUGUGCAGCAAUCCGCCUUAAACAGUUGGCUGAUAGACACGACAAGGAAGUACGAGUAUGUUUGGUGGAGAAGGCUGCGCAGAUAGGUGGACAUAUCCUUUCAGGAGCUUGCCUGGAUCCAAAAGCCCUCAUUGAGUUGUUCCCAGAUUGGAAAGACAGAGGGGCUCCACUACAUACUCCAGUAAAAGAAGAUGUAUUUAGUAUCUUAACAGAGAAGUACAGAAUUCCAGUUCCACUGUUACCAGGUCUUCCCAUGAGGAACCAUGGAAACUAUAUUGUGCGUUUAGGACACUUGGUUAGAUGGUUAAGUGAACAGGCAGAAGAACUUGGUGUGGAAUUGUAUCCAGGGUAUGCAGCUUCUGAGAUUUUGUUCCAUGAAGAUGGGAGUGUUAAAGGGAUUUCUACCAAUGACGUUGGUAUUCAUAAAGAUGGAUCUCCUAAGGACACAUUUGAAAGAGGAAUGGAACUUCAUGCCAAAGUCACGAUAUUUGCUGAGGGCUGCCAUGGACACCUUGCCAAGCAAUUGUAUAAACAAUUCAAGCUCAGAGAGAACUGUGAACCACAGACAUAUGGUAUUGGAUUAAAAGAGAUUUGGGUUAUUGAUGAAAGUAAAUGGAAACCCGGGAGAGUGGAACACAGUGUGGGAUGGCCUUUAGACAGACAUACAUAUGGUGGAUCAUUCCUUUAUCACUUGAAUGAAGGGGAACCUUUGGUGGCUUUGGGCUUUGUAGUGGGUUUGGAUUAUCAAAAUCCAUAUUUGAAUCCGUUUAAAGAAUUCCAGAGAUGGAAGCACCAUCCUUCAGUAGCACCGACCUUAGAAGGUGGAAAAAGGAUUGCUUAUGGAGCCCGUGCCUUAAAUGAGGGUGGUUUACAGUCUAUACCCAGGAUGUCCUUCCCUGGUGGUCUGCUGGUUGGCUGCAGCCCAGGAUUGUUGAAUGUCCCUAAAAUUAAAGGCACACACACUGCUAUGAAGAGUGGAAUGAUUGCUGCAGAUACCAUCUUUAAUAAACUAAUCGAAGAUAAUCACCAACCUGUGACUCAGGGCCUUCAUGUACCAGAGUAUGACAUGGAUAUUAGAAACUCUUGGAUUUGGAAGGAACUUUAUUCUGUGAGGAAUAUCCGACCCUCCUGCCAUGGACCAUUUGGUGUUUAUGGUGGAAUGAUUUACACUGGAAUAUUUUACUGGAUAUUUCGAGGAUUGGAGCCCUGGACACUGAAACACAAAGGUGCAGAUUAUUCUCAGUUAAAACCAGCCAAGGAUUGCACACCCAUUGAAUACCCUAAGCCAGAUGGAAAAAUCAGCUUUGAUCUUCUAUCCUCUGUGGCCCUUAGUGGAACUAAUCAUGCAGAUGAUCAGCCACCACACUUGACUCUACUGGAUGAUAGUAUACCAGUAAAAAGAAAUUUGGCUCAGUUUGAUGGACCAGAACAAAGAUUCUGUCCUGCAGGUGUUUAUGAGUUUGUUCCUUUGGAAAGUGGUAAUGGGAUGAGAUUGCAGAUUAAUGCCCAGAACUGUGUUCACUGCAAGACGUGUGAUAUUAAAGAUCCCAGCCAAAAUAUCAACUGGGUGGUACCUGAAGGAGGUGGUGGCCCUGCUUAUAAUGGAAUGUAAUCAACUAACCAGUCACAAACUGGAGCUACAGAAUUAUGUACUUGCAUAUUGUAUUAUUGUACCAGAGAUGGUUCUUAAAUCAAGUUUUCAACUGUAAAUCUAAAAGUAAAGAAUUACAUUUUUACAAUUAACUUUAUAUUUCAUUCUGAUUUCAGUAGCUGUCAUAAAUUGAAAUCAGUUGAACUGUCAAUCAAAUCAAAAUAAAAUGGUCCAACAUUUGGCCUUAAAUGAUGUAGCUGACUCAAUUUGUAUUUAGUGGAAAACAUCAGGUGACAGUUAAUCAACACCCCCAUUGAAAUAUGAGGCCUUUAAUUUAGUUUGUUCAGUUUUCAUUGUAAAAUUAUUUCAAUAAUAAGCACAUUAAGAAUGCAAAUAUGAUUAUUUUUGGUAAACUGCUGCAAAUUCAAGUUUUUCAAAUUUGAUCAGUAAGUUACUGUAUGGAAUAUGAAUUCUGAUACAUUUUUUGUUGAAAAUUUAUCUUAAUUGAAUUGCUGUGUACCAUUGAAAGUAAAUGCAAAAACAUAUUAACACUAAAUACUGAUCAACCAAGGAAAAGUCUAGCAUAACCUUUCUUUUGAAUUGUAUUCCGUUUUUUGCAUUUAUCCAAAGUGUAUACAAGAUGAAGUGCAACUUUCAUGUAUGUUUUGAUGAGCUGAUUUUUAAGCUAUAUCUUAUUGUAACUAAUUUUGAAAUAUAAAGUAAAAAAAAAAUUGUCAACAAUGCAAAGCUAUUGUGAGGAAAGGAUAGAUGGGCAUCUCUUAAUCACCAAAACUGGUGAUUAUUGUUUUAGUGAUAGGAAAACAAUAAUAAAUCAUGGAGCCUUAUACCUACUAUUUAUCACUAAAACAACUGUUUACGAUAUAAUCUGAUAUUUU